This is a messenger RNA of Anopheles stephensi (Asian malaria mosquito), 1366 nucleotides long. RefSeq names its product transcriptional adapter 1-like. Gene Ontology annotation, cellular component: SAGA complex. The coding region runs from base 185 to 1186 and encodes 333 amino acids. Gene Ontology annotation, biological process: regulation of transcription by RNA polymerase II. NCBI's taxonomy places the organism in Eukaryota, Metazoa, Arthropoda, Insecta, Diptera, Culicidae. The transcript has 2 exons. Gene Ontology annotation, molecular function: transcription coactivator activity. The record is from RefSeq and is a predicted model, not a curated record.
UUAUUUUGGAGCGAGGUUGUAAGGCUCCGCGUAUGUUUACCUUUGCAAAGCAUACGCACCCGUCGUGUAGUCGCGGCUUUGCCAUCGUUUGACAGUUGCGGCUUUGCGAAUCGCAUCAGUUUGUAAACAAACGCUCCGCAGUGGGAUAAAGUUGUGCGAAACCAUACACCAACGAUGCAUUAAAAUGAGCACCGACACGGAAAACAACGAAGUGGACAGCGCCAAACAGGCGCUGAUCGGUGCGCUGGGCGACAAAUGGACGAUGUACCUGGCCAACAUGAAGCUUUGGUUUCGCAAGAAACACUCGAAGGAAGAGUUUGAUCUCGAGUGCCGCAAGCUGUUCAGCACGAGCCAGCUCCACCUGCACAACCGCUUUCUGUUGGCCAUUCUGAACAAAAUUGACGCCGUUUCGGUACCGCAGACCACCACGAUCCAUUACGAUGGUACGCAGAUGGGCGCGGGUUCCGGUGCGUACGGUACGGUAGGCGAUGGCACGGGCUACAGCUGCCUGGCCUCGAUGCAGCAACACGACGGACGCAGCAGCAAGAAACGUAAACGAUCGUCUAAGUCCUCGUCGGAUCGGUCCACCUUCGAACCGAUCUCACCGUACGACUAUAUACCGCGAGAACCGGCCGCCCCGGACACGGAACAUGCUUCAGCGGCCCAGUGCGGCAUGGGCACACAUCCGACGUUGCGCUAUGCCGCACAGGAACUGUUUCUGCCCGACAAUGGGCUGGUGCUGGGCCGGUUGCUUGUCGGCGCCUGGGAGCAUGGGCUCGCCAGUGCCGAUGAUGCGGCGGUCGAGCUGAUCGUCAGCUCGGUGCAGGUGUUGCUGAAAAACAUCCUGUCCGCCGUCAUCAUGAACCGGAAGCAUUGCCGCGUGACUGCGAACGGCACGUUCUACUACGACGUGGGCCACGGGACGAAUCAGACGGUCGUACGCAACACGGUCACGAAGAGCAAAAUCGACGAUGAACCGAUGGAGCUGGACAGGGAGAUUAUGUGUUACGUGAAAACGCCUCCGACAGAUUCUACGUUUCUGGCAAGCUGCGAACAGCUAUAUCCUACCGUGAGCCGGAAAAUCAACGCCUUCGAGCUGUACCGAGCGCUGCAAGACCGGAACCUCAUUUCCUCACACUCAGUGUACUCGACGAACAUGGAACGAAUUUCGAGCCAACUGUCGUAGGUAAGGUUGCCGCCAUUAAUUCAUGUGCGUAAUAAGUGUAGUAGCAUCCGGGAAAUGGCGCUUUACAGGAGUAAAAGGUUCCUUUAAAAACAAAGGUUCAACUCGUACGCUUCGUAACUUGCUUGCUAACAAGUGAAAUACAUGUAAAAGUGUGUUAUGUGUAAAAAAAACAGCAUAUAA